GACCCGACCCGACACGAACCCCCAACGCCCCAUGUCCACGCGGCGUCGCAGUCUUAGCACAGCAUAGAUAGCCUUCUUCCUCGCACACGCACGCAGAGCGACUCUCUGCGGCCCGCCGCCAUGAUGAUGGUGCCUUCACACAUUCUCGAGAUCCCGCGGCCCAAGACAUUUCUGCAGAAAAUGUCGCUGCGCACCGGAGCCGAAAUCAUCACGUUCCUCCAAGUCAUCAACAAAGCGUCAGGCGUCUACGGUCUCCUUGCGCUGCUCACGGGCGCCAAGAUCGAUGGCUGGCAACUGUCCAUGUACCUCUACUCGACAAUAGCGCUUCUGGCCACGACAUACCUCUACAAGCACAUCCGCCUCCAGAGCCCCUUUGAAUCGGUGCUGCUUGCGCACCUGUAUGCCCUCGACUCGGUCAUCAACGCCCUGUACACGGCCUUUUUCGGCGUCGCAUGGUUCUACGCGCUUGCGGCGCACCCCGACGAGAACGCCGGUCUCUCACCGGGACUCAAGGAGAAUGCGGGCUUCACUAGUCCCCAGCACAACGUGUCAGAGGUUGACAUUAUUGCCGAGCCAACCCAAGGCCUCCAAGGCGGCCAGCACGCCAUCGCAGUCGGCCAGGGUAGCGAGGCUGGCGCAGGACUGGGCAAUGCCGUCUUCCAGAGCGGCAGCAUCAUGAGCAUCUCGCUCAUCUCUGGCUUCUGGGCCCUGCGCGUCUACUUUGUCUUCAUCAUGCUGGCUUUUGCGCGCCAGUGUCUUCGCCAGCACAUUGCCGCCAACGCCUCGUCGGCCGCGUGGUACAACUCCAACGAGAUGCAGACGUCUGCCAACGACCUGGCCGAGAACCCUUUUGCCGAAGGCAAGGACGAAGGCAAUGGCUGGAAGGGCCAGCUCGGUCGCGCCAUGCUUAGCGGAGCUCCCAAGUACUGGCUCGGGGCUGACGAGGGCGAGGACUGGAUGCGCGGCGUGGGUGGCAAGUUCAGGAAGCCCACGCAACUCGACCAGCCCGUUGGCUUCAACGAGCGCGAGAGGAGGCGGAGGUCGGGCACCGGUCCGCCAGUGCCGCAGCUAAAGCUGAACCCCGAGCUGCCCAGGUAGGCUGUGGUUCUUUACUUGGCAGGCGAGGCAACUUGGUGGGCGCGGCCAAGGCGAUGACUGACGACGGGACCGGAGUGGUAACGACAUGACCCCAGGGGUUUGUGCCUCGGGGAGAUGGAAAGCGCAUUUGUACUGUACAAAUACCUUAGCUACCUAUUUAAUAUUUUGGCAAAUGGCGGGCCGCGUGGUUCGCAGCCGGCGAGGAUCCACGG
Messenger RNA from Exserohilum turcica Et28A, 1310 nucleotides. RefSeq lists its product as uncharacterized. Gene Ontology annotation, cellular component: Golgi membrane; inositol phosphoceramide synthase complex. The record is from RefSeq and is a predicted model, not a curated record. Gene Ontology annotation, molecular function: inositol phosphoceramide synthase regulator activity. The transcript has 2 exons. The coding region runs from base 181 to 1098 and encodes 305 amino acids. Gene Ontology annotation, biological process: inositol phosphoceramide metabolic process. Lineage: Eukaryota; Fungi; Ascomycota; Dothideomycetes; Pleosporales; Pleosporaceae.